UAAAGAGGUUUAAUUGGCUCACAGUUCCGCAGGCUUUUCAGGAAGUAUGGUGCUGGCAUCUGCUUCUGGUGCAACCCCAGGAAGCUUAAGAUCAUGACAUAAGGUGAUGGGGAACCAGUGUAUCACAUAGUGAGAGCAGGAGUAAGAGAGAGAAGGGGAGGUCUUAGACUCUUAAAUAACCAGAUCUUGUGUGAACUAAGCAAGAACUCAUCACCAAGGGGAUGGUGCUAAACCAUUCAUAAGGGAUCUGCCCUCACGACCCAAUUACUUCCCACCCGGCCCCACUUCCAACAUUGGGAUCACAUUUCAACAUGAGAUUUUGAGGGGACACACAUCCAAACUACAGCAAAUCCUAUUGGGGGCAGAAAUGAAUCUGCCAUAGAUAGGCCACACCUACUAUGUGCUGACAUGAUACAGGGAGAGGAGUAUCAGGAAUGACUGUUGGGGAUCCCUCUGCCAUUCUCCCAGCAGACAUCCCCAGGAUGAGCUGAGGGGAAUGCAAUGAGCAGGCCAAACUCUUCCCAAGCUGUUUGACCACACCCACCUACCCCAGCACUCUCAGCCCCUGCCUGGUGCCCUGUGCUGAGCUGGGUGAGGCUGGGGAGACUAGUGAGUGAGGGCUGCCCUGCCCUUUAUGAGCCCACAGUCUUCUGGUGGAGGAACACAGCAACUUGGAGUGAUUGGUGUGGAUGAUGCAAAACCAGGGACAUGGGACCCAGAAAUGGCCCGAGCCAGCCUGGAAGGCCUCUGCCCUGGGCCCCAGGUGGCUGUUUGCUGGACAACUCUCCCCGCAGCCUGCCCCAAAUAGCUUAUCUUCGUCCCUGAAAAUGGUGCUCUCGAGUUCUAUCCUUUCUAGAGCGGGUCCUCCCAGGCUUCUCUUCCUGCAUCCUCCUCCAUCCAUCAGUCCUGGAUAAUCAGAGCUCCCGCUUAGUGACACUUUACCGUGGGUGGAGCCCCUCAUUUGAUCCUCAAGCCCCCGAGGUGGGUAUUAUACCUCGUUCGCAGACAAAGGCUCAAGCGAGGUCAGUCUUAAGUUGCUGCCCACUGACCCGUCAACCAGUCCUGUCCUUGCGUCUCCAUGGCUCAGGUCAGGGUUAUCCUAUCUGCUUCCCACCUCUCUCCAACACAUGCACUCCCCAAGGCAGGCUCCAUCACCGGGCCCCAGCCCCUGGCUCUCUCCUCCAACGCGGCUCCCCAGCCGGCCUGUAAAACCCAGGACAGGCUCCCGCCACGCCCUCGGCGGUCCUCAGGCCUUGCCGGUUGGGAAAGCCCGCCAAGGGCGACGGUUCUCCUCCAGCCCCACAGGCUGUGCAGCUCCGGCCAUGAGUCUCCCUCAGGUCUCUGGGUCAGCGGGCGCCCCAGUGCGUGCCUCGGGGCAGGGAUCCCGUCUUUUCACUACUGUUAGUAACAGCUCGCGCGCGCUGCUUCACAGCAGGUUGGUGAGCCUACUUUUAGUCUUCCCAUCGACACCCUUAGAUGGCAGUUGUAACCUCCCUACACACAAGGAGCUGCUAUACAUGGUUCCGGCUUGACGCGGACACCUAGGUGACACUUGGCGGCCAGGCCGGGCAGACUUCCGGGUGGGUGAGCCCUGGCGCUGUGCGCAGCCAUUCGCUGCGUUGAAGCAGUGCGCAUGCGCACUGGACGCUUCUUCCCAGCCUCCUGACUACAAUACCCAGGACGCACCCGGCCCGCCGCCUCUCGGAGCCCUUUUCAAACCGACCAAUCGGAAGCCCGCGUCUCCCGGAGCCGCGUUUAAAUCCGUGCCGGAGGCGCGUCCUGCAUCGUCUGCAGCUUUGGUGACUUCUGACAGCUCUCUCCAUGGAAGGAGGCGGCGGCCGCGAUGAGCCUUCAGCCUGCCGGGCAGGGGACGUGAACAUGGAUGACCCUAAGAAGGAAGACAUUCUUCUUUUGGCCGAUGAAAAAUUUGACUUCGAUCUUUCAUUGUCUUCUUCAAGUGCAAAUGAAGAUGAUGAAGUCUUCUUCGGACCUAUUGGACAUAAAGAGAGAUGUAUUGCUGCCAGCUUGGAAUUAAAUAAUCCAGUUCCCGAACAGCCUCCGUUGCCCACAUCUGAGAGUCCCUUUGCCUGGAGCCCUCUGGCCGGGGAGAAGUUCGUGGAAGUGUACAAAGAAGCUCACUUACUGGCUUUACAGAUUGAGAGCAGCAGCCGGAACCAGGCGGCCCAAGCUGCCAAGCCUGAAGACCCUCGGAGCCAGGGCGUGGAAAGAUUCAUACAGGAGUCAAAAUUAAAAAUAAACCUAUUUGAGAAAGAAAAGGAAAUGAAGAAAAGCCCCACGUCUCUUAAAAGGGAGACAUACUACCUGUCAGACAGCCCCUUGCUGGGGCCCCCUGUGGGCGAGCCUCAGCUCUUGGCCUCCUCCCCGGCCCUGCCCAGCUCUGGUGCCCAGGCCAGCCUCGUCCGGGCACCGGGGCCUCUGCACUCUGCUCAUGCUUUGCCCAGGGAAUCAUGCACUGCUCAGGCUCCAAGUCAGGCAGCGACUCAGAGGAAGCCCGGGACCAAAUUGCUGCUGCCUCGAGCGGCCUCUAUUAGAGGAAGAAGCAUCCCUGGGGCUGCGGAGAAGCCCAAGAAAGAGAUUCCAGCUAGUCCUUCCAGGACAAAAAUCCCAGCUGAGAAGGAAUCCCACCGGGAUGUUCUCCCUGACAAACCUGCCCCGGGUGCUGUCAAUGUGCCGCCUACCGGAAGCCACCUGGGCCAGGGCAAGCGGGCGAUCCCUGUUCCAAACAAGUUGGGGCUGAAGAAGACCCUGUUAAAAGCACCCGGCUCUACCAGCAAUCUCGCAAGAAAGUCCUCCUCGGGGCCUGUUUGGAGCAGGGCAUCCAGUGCGUGCACAUCCCCAGCAGCGGGCAAAGCUAAAUCAAGUGAAUUUGCAAGUAUCCCUGCAAACAGCUCCCGGCCUCUGUCAAACAUCAGCAAGUCAGGCAGAAUGGGACCCGCCAUGCUGCGGUCAGCUCUGCCUGCAGGCCCUGUGGGGGCAUCCUCCUGGCAAGCCAAGCGGGUCGAUGUUCCUGAGCUGGCAGCGGAGCAGCCCAUGGCGCCCCCCUCAACGUCCCCCACCCAACCCCAGACUCCGGAAGGUGGCGGCCAGUGGCUGAACUCCAGUUCCACUUGGUCAGAAUCUUCUCAAUUGAAUAAGACUAGAAGUAUCAGACGGCGAGAUUCCUAUCUAAAUUCCAAGACAAAGGUUAUGCCUACUCCUACAAACCAAUUUAAAAUUCCUAAGUUUUCUAUUGGUGACUCCCCGGACAGCUCAACACCAAAGCUUUCACGGGCACAGCGGCCGCAGUCGUGCACGUCAGUUGGCAGGGUCACUGUCCACAGCACCCCAGUUAGACGCUCAUCCGGGCCAGCACCACAAAGCCUGUUGAGCACACGGCGUGUGUCAGCCUUGCCCACACCCGCCAGCCGGCGCUUCUCUGGCCUUCCACCGAUGACCCCCAAAACGAUGCCCAGGGCCGUGGCCUCUCCCCUGUGUGUGCCAGCUCGGAGACUUUCCUCUGAGCCCCGCAAGAACUCUGCAAUGAGAACUGAACCAACAAGGGAAAGCAACAGAAAGACAGAUUCCAGGCUGAUGGAUGUGUCCCCUGACAGGGGUUCUCCUCCUUCCCGUGUGCCUCAGGCACUUAACUUUUCUCCAGAGGAAAGCGAUUCUACUUUCUCCAAAAGUACCGCCACAGAAGUAGCUCGGGAGGAAGCCAAGCCGGGUGGAGAUGCAGCCCCUAGUGAGGCUCUUCUUGUAGAUAUCAAACUGGACCUACUCACAGUCACUCCAGAUGCUGCAAGCCAGCCCCUCAUUGACCUCCCUCUCAUCGACUUCUGCAAUACCCCAGAAGCAAACAUGGCUGUGGGAUCUGAAAGCAGGCCUCUGAUUGACCUCAUGAUAAACACUCCAGACAUGAAUAAAAAUGUGGCCAAACCUUCACCGGUGGUGGGACAGCUCAUAGAUCUGAGCUCGCCUCUGAUCCAGCUGAGCCCUGAGGCUGACAAGGAGAACGUGGAUUCCCCACUCCUCAAGUUCUAAGCAGAACCAAAUCCUUUGGCUUGAAAGAACAGCCCUAAAGUGGUUUUCAACCCUCAGAAACAAGCUUUAGGCUGGUCGCAGUGGCUUACACUUGUAACCCUAGAACUUGGGAGUCCGAGGCUGAGGUGGGCGGAUUACUUGAGCCCAGGAGUUCGAGACCAGCCUGGGCAAUAUAGUGAGACCCCUGUCUCUACAAAAAAUACAAAAAUUAGCCGGGUGUGGCAGUGCAUGCCUAUAGUCCCAGCUACUUGGGAGGCUGAAGUGGGAGGAUCACGUGAGCUCAAGGAGAUGGAGGCUGCAGUGAGCUGUGAUUGUGCCACUGCACUCCAGCCUGGGCACCAAUGUGAGAACCUGUCUUGGAAAAAAAAAAAAAAAGAAACCUGUUUUAGUAGAAGUUUUAUUUGAAAAAGAAAAGCAUAAAGAUAUUCCCAGUGCUGGAGAGGGUGGGCUGAGGGACUGGGGCCAGCACUGACCACCCAAGGCCUCUGCUUCCCGCCGCUGCCCUCCUCGCUGCCAUUCUCUGGGCUGGAAUGUGAAGCCUCAGUCACUCUAAAUGAAGAAUUUUCUUUUGAAUGUUUUGUAUGUAAAAUAGCAAGUGGCUAUUUUUAAAGUUAAGUUUGUAUAAAUAGUUAAAUAUUCUAGAUUUACAUUAAAUUGUAAAAUAAAUGGACUUAUUGAAGCAUA
Pongo pygmaeus (Bornean orangutan) is the source of this 4725-nucleotide messenger RNA. It is a transcript of the gene GTSE1, whose product is annotated as G2 and S-phase expressed 1. The transcript is spliced from 12 exons. Gene Ontology annotation, cellular component: cytoplasmic microtubule; microtubule cytoskeleton. Lineage: Eukaryota; Metazoa; Chordata; Mammalia; Primates; Hominidae. The record is from RefSeq and is a predicted model, not a curated record. Gene Ontology annotation, molecular function: microtubule binding. Bases 1822 to 4041 code for a protein of 739 amino acids.